AUGUCUCUUGUCGACGGUAGACUCGGAAGAUCCUUCUGCUAUGGAAGAGGUGAAAUGGCCGCCGCCGGGGAUGCCUGCGGACUGUCUGACGUCGCUCACAUAGAGUCGUUACAGGAAAAGUCGCAGUGUGCACUGGAAGAGUACUGCAGGACACAAUACCCCAACCAGCCUACAAGGUUCGGAAAACUACUUCUAAGGUUGCCAUCUCUAAGGACAGUGAGCUCUCAAGUAAUCGAACAACUCUUCUUCGUGAGGCUAGUCGGCAAAACACCAAUAGAGACUCUCAUAAGGGAUAUGUUGUUGAGCGGAAGCAGUUUCAACUGGCCGUAUAUGAACAGCAUGUGA
Messenger RNA from Nezara viridula (southern green stink bug), 345 nucleotides. The record is from the annotation of a GenBank genome assembly. Lineage: Eukaryota; Metazoa; Arthropoda; Insecta; Hemiptera; Pentatomidae.